Molecule: messenger RNA, 3502 nt
Organism: Geodia barretti
Lineage: Eukaryota; Metazoa; Porifera; Demospongiae; Tetractinellida; Geodiidae
Source: the annotation of a GenBank genome assembly
AGCAGCGACCAGUUACAGGACCAGCCGGGCGUGUGUAGAGUGACGCAUUCGCAGUUCAAGACACGUUAUCCAGUGAGGAGACGUUCCGACGUUAUUUUUUUGCAUAAGUACUUAGUAGUGUAUGGCAUCAGAAACGCACUGCAACAGACUAGACGUAGGUGUCCGCGCUCCGCAAAGUGGCUGCGCACGCGCAAAGAGCGGAACCCCGCGCGCGCCCUUCUCGUGGUGGUAAGAAAGUGAGAGGACACCUGGCCACGAGGCAUUUUCAAGCCACGCGGUUGAACGAGGCAGCAAGCAAGAGGGUUUUUCUGUGCCACUGUUGCGUCUCUGGUGCACCCAGAACCUCUCCUUGAUCACCGAUACAAGCUGCUAGCCACGGAUCCGAAGAUCAGCGCCGGCAGAACCUUCAGCGAACAUCUUGAACUCCUAACCUCGCACCUGAGCAGCAGCAGCAGUGGAUAUGGCAAUGACGCAGACCCAGAGCCCGUGGACCUACACCUCCCCGAUGGAGCUGCCGCUUGCUCCGCGCGGCCUCAACUCCAGCGGAUCAGAGUCUUCCAUUGACUCCGGCUUCGAUUCGCCGCUCGGGAGUGGGAAAGGCUCGGAUAGCCCGGUCGCUAGGGCACUCAAUAUGUUGUCUAGGCUCUCCAUCUCCAGUGCCCCUAGUGAUAUCAGUGGAGGGGGCGUGGUCAAUGCCAGUUGCCGUGGUAACCACCAGAUUUCAUCCCCGACCAACCUGAGCCCAGAGCUGGAGUGUAAGACCUUUACGACUGGUCUCCUUGGUUCAGACGGGGAGUCUGACCCAUUUGAUAGCUCCAGCUCACCCGAGGCUGACAGUGGCCACGAUUUUCUGCAGCAGCCAUGGCACACCAUCCCCUACACCCCUCCUCCUCCUCCCUCCCAUGUCUUUCCCCUCCCGACCCACACCACCAGCUACGGACUGGGGAUGUACGAACCAACUCUCCUCGCACCCGGCGGAGUGGAGAGAACGUACUACCCCAAGAGUACCUCUUGCCACAUCGGAGGACAGGGGAACCCCUUUAGCAACAAUUCUGACGUCAUCUGCACGUGGAGUGGACAGCUGCCGCCACGGAGACACAAGAACCCCACCUACUCACCCCGCGUCUUCCUCGGAGGUGUUCCGUGGGAUAUAACAGAGGCAGCUCUCCUAGCAACCUUCCAGCCUUGUGGAAACCUCUCCGUUGACUGGCCUGGCAAAGACAACAAACACAACAGACACCCACCAAAAGGGUAUGUGUAUCUGACAUUCGACAUGGAGAAGAGUGUGAAGAACUUGCUGGUGAACUGCAUGCACGAUCCAAUGGACACCAGUCAGUACUAUUUCAAGGUCUGCAGUCGCCGAGUCAGAAACAAGGAGGUCCAGGUGAUACCAUGGGCGCUCUCCGAUAGCAACUCUAUUAGAUGCCCGUCACCUCGUCUGGACCCUAGCAGGACUGUGUUUGUGGGUGGUCUCCACGGACUUCUGAACGCAGAUAUCUUGGCUCACAUUAUGAACGACCUGUUUGGGGGUGUGGUCUACGCCGGCAUCGACACUGAUCGCUACAAGUACCCCAUUGGUUCUGGCCGCGUUACCUUUGGCAACCAACGCAGCUUCAUGAAGGCAGUCAAGGCCGGCUUUGUUGAGAUCAAAACUCCAAAAUUCAGCAAGAAGGUCCAGAUAGACCCCUACCUGGAGGACUCCCUGUGUACCAUGUGCAGUCGUGUGGUGGGGCCUUACUUCUGCAGGGACUUCAAGUGUUUCAAGUACUUCUGUCGCUCCUGUUGGCAAUGGCAACACUCCAUCGACGGCUACCAGAGCCACAAGCCACUCACUCGGACCUCCAAGGCUCGCAGCCUCUGAGACUGGCCCCACCCACUCAACGAGGGGACGACUUCGUCAAUGAAUCAACCAACGGAAUCGGUGUUUGCACACAUUUAGAGACUGACACAGUUUUUCUUCACAAGAGACGCAGUCCCUGUCGCCAUGGCAAUGUUUUGUAACCGUGCCGACGAGCUUUGUACCCUACAGUUAGCGCCAAUUGUCUUUACUCAAGAGAUUUUUAGUUCCAAUUUAUUUUUUGUUUCAGUUAGCUUUUGGUUGCACUCGUUAUGUAUGCCCUUCUUUUAUUAGCCAAUUUUUUUAGAUGCCCGGGCGUUACUAUGUACAAAGCACCUAGCAACGACCUUUCACCCCUGUUUUGACUUCAUUUUCAUUUCAUUCAUCACUUUGGUUACCGUGGCUAUCUCCUUAGCAACCUAAACCCCAUCCAUUCUUUAUCUUUUAAUUUUCGAUAUGAUAUCGUGUACUUUUUCACACAGGUCCAGCAUAUAAAUAUUAUUAACCUUUUUUCUCUUGUGAUUUUAUUUUAAUGUACGGUUUUCUAGCCUCAAUUUAGUUAUUAUCAGCAUUUUUAUCACAUUAUAAUUCCUGUCCCAUUUCUAAUUGUCUCAAUCAGAACAAUUUUUGUAUCACUUGAUAGAUUUUUUGGUGUAGGCAAUAUUAUUAUCCAGCAAAUUUUUGAUGAAUUUUUGAUCAAUUCGGGAUUUAUACAGAAACUAAACUGUAGUUCGUUUUAGUGGUGGGGGGCAUUAAAAAGAACAGUUUUGAAGGAGCAGUGGAAAUGCAUAUAGACCUGUGCGUAUGUGGAAUGAUUGUCAUGACAACAAAGGCUGUUGCUCUGGUGUGCUAUUUUUGAUGAUGUCAACUCUUGCCCCUUCCUCUUCAUCUGACUCCACCCCUUGUGUCACGUGGUUGUCUAGGGAGGUGUGGUAAUGGGCUGGGCAAGGUGAGGUGGUUGGACUGUCAGCAGGUGGAUCUUCAAUCUAGGAAUAUCACAACACCAAUAACCUGCAUGCAGCUAUAUAGAAAAACCAACCACAACAGGCAUUAUAAUUAUAGACAGCAUGGUCCUGUUGUGUUGUGACCUCCAUUGGUACAGUCUGAUAGAAGGAACUGCGGACUAUCAUACCCAUACAACAUCCAAUAGAGGAGUUGCACCCACAGUCUCUAGCGUAUGAGCGGAUGUACUAAAGACAAGGCACAAUGAAAGCCAGUUCUUGACCACAGCCAACAUCAGGUGAUUCCUUGAAAUAGCUGACUGUACCGCAGGGAGAUAACCAUCUUAAACUCUUAUCUGACCACAGCACUAUAAUAUCUCCCCAUCUCACUCUGGUGAAUGAUGAUGUAAGAUUUACUCUCCUUGGUUACAACAGGGUCUUCCCCGUUGCCAUGGUAACCAGUGUGAGCCCACUCACCCUUUGUUGUUGGUCGUUGUUUUGUAUGACCACGUCUUCGAUGACAUCAUCACCCUGUGUAUUGUUGAGUCUUGAGUAGGAGACUGAUGGAAGAGAGGAGAGUCUUCUGGUCUUGUUUGCUCUCCAGACCUUCUCCCCGAUGACAGUGAACCACCAGUACAAAGAUGAGGACACACCCUAUCACCAGUAGCACCUGCUUCCAAACAGGCAGGAAGGGUGUGUCCAGUUCAGGAAGGUGAAGCUCCUC